CUCCUCGGUUCAGGCGGGCUGGUUGAACAGCGUAGCAAAGUCUUCCGUUAACUGUUGUGUAACAGAAGUUGCAUUACUUUGAUAGUUUAACGUGCUAGUAAGCUAAAGUAGAGACAUUUCACGCGGUGAAUGAUCGGGAGCAUGUUAGCAUUUAAAACUAUCGAUGAUUAAAGCCAGGUUAGCUUCUCCAGCGUGCAAACAUUAGCUUGUGUUUCUUACAUCAACGUCAGUGUUGCAGCUGUUUGGUUAACGUUAGCUUAAUAAAAUUCACAAGCAAUGGACCGACCAUCAAGGAAGACAAAGACUGUGAAUUACUGUGAAGCCAAGGACUUUGAUGAUGCAGAUGAUGAUUUUGCCUGUGCGAUGGCUCCACCCAGCAAAAAGGCCAGGGAGGAUGUGAAACAAGAGCACAAGAGAUCGUCAAGCCAGUCCUUCGGUCAAGAGUCCAACUCACAAUCCACAGUGAUACAGAAGAGCAGAAGACCAUUGGAUGAGAAGUUGCAUGAAAGAGAUCUAGAAGCAGCCAUUACACUAUCCCUGCUGAAUAAUGCAGAUGGGAUAAAAGACCAGUCUUCGACCAGUAAAGGAGAUGUCAAGGUUCAAGAUCCAGUAGAUGAAAACACAGAUCCAGCAUCUUUGCACUUGUCCAACUGCAGUGUGCAUACUGCAAUUUGGGGCCUGGAUGAAAUCACACUAGAAAAAGAGUCACUUGCCCAUUCAAGACAGAGAAAGGAGUCUGUCACUAAAGCCACUGAAGAGCAUAAGAAAAAGCCUACGGAUGAAGAUGAAGACUAUGAGCCCAAACUGAUGCCAGAUUCAGAAAGUGAUGAAGAUUUCAGUGAACCAGCUGAGAGUGAAGAUGAGGAAUUCACAGUGAAGAAAGUCAGCAAAACAAAAAAGGAGAAAGCAACCAAGAACGUGAAGACCAAACCGCAGCCUUCUGCCUCUAAAAAAGAAAAGCGAACAUCAAAACCGUCAAAGUCCAAAUCACAGGCAGCAGCAGCUUCCACACCAGUGAGAAGUCCUCCAACAGCCAAACUUGCACCCAAAAGACCGGCGUCAUCCUCCACAGCUUCCACAUCAAAACCUGCAUUCUCUCUGAACCCAGCAGGGGGCAGAAUACCCAAGUGGACCCCACCAGGUCAAAUUGGUAGAAGUCCUAAUUCAUCCCAGAGUCCAGCAGUGAAGUCUCCAGGUCAGGGUCUGCGACUAGGGCUGUCCCGUGUGGUUCGAGUCAAACCUCUUCACCCCAGUGUUGCGAGUCACUGAUUGAAUAACCACCAGUCUUGUUGUGUUAGCUUUAUCACUUUUUUUUUUUAAAAUACCCCCCCCCCCCUUUCUGCUUUUUACACAUAUGACGAGAUUCCCAGGAUAUAUUUUUCACAUGAUGCUUUUUGGGCACACAUGCCACUUGCACCUUGAGCUUAUUUCAACAUACAUAGUAAAAAGGUGAUGGAACAGUGAUUUGGUGUACUUUGUUGACCCUAGUUAUUGAAAUCAUAAUUAAUUCCAGUUUCACACCUUUAUCAGUACAGUUGGUCAUCCCCUUCUCAGAUUUGAGUUUGAAUGGCAUGUGGAAGAAUGAAUUGUUCCUGAUAAUUGAUCUGAUAAUAUUCUCCCAUCUUUUCCUAUUGUGUGUAAAGGCUGUAUAUUUUGUACAUAUAAAUAUAAAAUAAAAUUUAAAAGCAGUUUAA
This is a messenger RNA of Micropterus salmoides (largemouth bass), 1694 nucleotides long. RefSeq names its product RAD51 associated protein 1 (gene rad51ap1). The coding region runs from base 277 to 1269 and encodes 330 amino acids. Gene Ontology annotation, molecular function: double-stranded DNA binding; single-stranded DNA binding. The transcript is spliced from 9 exons. Gene Ontology annotation, biological process: double-strand break repair via homologous recombination; interstrand cross-link repair. NCBI's taxonomy places the organism in Eukaryota, Metazoa, Chordata, Actinopteri, Centrarchiformes, Centrarchidae. The record is from RefSeq and is a predicted model, not a curated record.